AUGAUGGCGGCCAAGAAGCACCGCCGGGAGGGCGAGAAGCUGGGCUCGAUCGCCGAGGACGACGGCGAGUCGCUCUUCGUGCUCACGCCCGACGACAACGAGGAGCACAAGUUUGCCGUGACGCAGACGCACCCGUUCGACGUCUCGCACGCCCAGCUUUUGCCCAACGUCUCGGACAUGGACAACCUGCACGAGGCGCCUCUGCUCGACCUGCUCCGGCGCCGCUACGAGCAGGACCUCAUCUACACGUUCACGGGCGACAUCCUCAUUAGCAUCAACCCGUACAAGAACAUCCCGCUCCUCUACAACUUUCCCGAAAUCGACUCGCUGAGCAAGCAAGAGAACCCGGCGCCGACUUGA
Molecule: messenger RNA, 360 nt
Organism: Saprolegnia parasitica CBS 223.65
Lineage: Eukaryota; Oomycota; Saprolegniomycetes; Saprolegniales; Saprolegniaceae
Exons: 2
Coding region: 1-360 (119 amino acids)
Biological process (GO): actin filament organization; vesicle transport along actin filament
Cellular component (GO): myosin complex; vesicle; actin cytoskeleton
Molecular function (GO): actin filament binding; ATP binding; microfilament motor activity
Source: RefSeq, a predicted model, not a curated record